AUGUCAAUAAAAAGGACUAGAAAAGUCAGACUUGAAAGCGAGAAAAUGAGUUUGUCUGUUGGGUUACAACUUCAAGGCAUCGACGACUAUAUUGCGCCAAGCCAAGUCUGCGUUAUGCCACUUACAGAGGACAAAGCGCCGCAAAAAAAACAGUCUAAAAUUAUGAUAGAGGGCACUACCCCACAAGAAAACACGACGCAGUUAACACGGGUAACUGUGCGACUUGAGGACUGUUUAGCGUGCAGUGGGUGUAUUACAUCUGCGGAGUCCAUUUUGAUAGAGGAACAAGGUUUCAAGCAAUUCAAGAACACUCUCAAGACGCUCCCAACGACGCGGAGAAUUGUCUGCUCAUACGCGGACGAAGUCAUUGCGAGUCUUUCCGCGUAUCACAAUCAACCGUUUUGGAUGGUAGUCGCACGCCUUGAAAAAGCCAUGAAACGAGAGGGCGUCAGUGAAGUUGUUGAUUUGACCGAUGCAAUGGACGUCUCACUCUUGUCGAUGUACGAAGAGUACAAACAACACCAAAAGGAGAAGAAAGUGUAUCUGACGACAACAUGUCCGGGGUGGUUAUGUUAUGCGGAGAAGAUGCAAGGGGAUACUAUCUUCCCUUAUUUAGGCAAGACCGCUUCAGCAAUGACCAUCAAAGGCAUCUUGUUAAAGGCAACGUCGGACGUCUACCACGUCUCCGUCCAAAUGUGUUAUGAUAAAAAGCUGGAAGCCACCAAAGAGAUUAAUGGGCUGAAGAGUGUUGAUUGUGUGUUAACAACGAACGAAAUAGAUGACAUCAUCAAUUGGGAAGAAAAGAUCGAGAAAGUGGGGGAGGGAAUUAGAGAGUUUGGGUAUUUGAAUGAGCCCGGGAAGUAUAUUGCACUACGAGAAGGACUACCAGACACUUUCACAACACUCCGCAAUAAAGACUUCUUCGAGAACAGCCAUGUUGCUAUAGUCUAUGGCUUCAGAAAUAUUCAAAAUGUCGUUCGCAUGACAAAGACAAAGAGUAAAUUUGACUUCAUUGAAGUAGAAGCAUGUCCCGGGGGGUGUUUAUGUGGUGGUGGACAAAUAAAGUGUUUACCUAAAGAACGAACGGAGCGUGUCGAGAAGAUGCGCUCCGUGAUGAGGAGUCGAGAAGUCGAAGAAAAGAAUCGCAUCUUCUACAACCAAGUGAAAGACAAAGUCUUUGUUACGCUGACGAAUAGGAAGCCAAGCAAUGACAAAGCUAAUUUGAAUUGGUAA
Entamoeba invadens IP1 is the source of this 1233-nucleotide messenger RNA. RefSeq lists its product as hypothetical. Gene Ontology annotation, cellular component: cytosolic [4Fe-4S] assembly targeting complex. The record is from RefSeq and is a predicted model, not a curated record. The transcript has a single exon. Gene Ontology annotation, molecular function: 4 iron, 4 sulfur cluster binding. Lineage: Eukaryota; Evosea; Mastigamoebida; Endamoebidae. The coding region runs from base 1 to 1233 and encodes 410 amino acids. Gene Ontology annotation, biological process: iron-sulfur cluster assembly.